Messenger RNA from Chrysochloris asiatica (Cape golden mole), 1235 nucleotides. It is a transcript of the gene L3HYPDH, whose product is annotated as L-3-hydroxyproline dehydratase (trans-). Gene Ontology annotation, molecular function: hydro-lyase activity. Bases 10 to 1074 code for a protein of 354 amino acids. Lineage: Eukaryota; Metazoa; Chordata; Mammalia; Afrosoricida; Chrysochloridae. The transcript is spliced from 5 exons. The record is from RefSeq and is a predicted model, not a curated record.
UUGCAGAAAAUGGAACGCGCGUUGGCUGUGCCCUGGGUGCCCCCGCAUGAUCCGAGGACCCCAGCGCUGUCGGUGGUGGAUAUGCACACGGGCGGCGAGCCCCUACGCAUCGUGCUCGAGGGGUGCCCGGAGGUGGUUGGCCCCACUCUGCUGGCCAAACGGCGCUACAUGCGCCAGCACCUUGACUACGUGCGACGGCGGCUUAUGUUCGAGCCCCGGGGGCACCGGGACAUGUACGGAGCCAUCCUGGUGCCUAGCGAGCUUCCGGACGCGCACCUAGGCGUCCUGUUCCUGCACAACGAGGGCUACAGCUCCAUGUGCGGCCACGCAGUCCUGGCGCUAGGUCGCUUCGCGCUAGACUUCGGGCUGGUGCCGCCUCCCGCGCCUGGCGCCCUGGAGGCCUGCGUCAACAUCCACUGCCCGUGUGGGCUGGUGACCGCCUUCGUGGCGUGUGAGGGCGGCCGUAGCCGCGGCCCGGUACGCUUCCACAGCGUCCCGGCCUUCGCGCUGGUCACAGACCUCACAGUUGACGUUCCUGGUCAUGGAAAGGUGGUGGUAGACAUUGCAUACGGUGGCGCAUUUUAUGCAUUUGUCAGUGCUGAAAAAUUUGGCCUCAACGUUUGUUCAGCAAAGACGAGGGACCUUGUAGAUGCUGCAAGUGCAGUAACAGAAGCCGUGAAAGCGCAGUUUAAAAUUCAUCACCCUGAUAGUGAAGAGCUUGCCUUUAUGUAUGGAACUAUACUGACAGAUGGAAAAGAUACUUACAGUGAAGAACCAACCACCAAUAUCUGUGUGUUUGCCGAUGAGCAGGUUGACAGAAGUCCUACUGGCUCAGGAGUGACUGCACGAAUUGCCUUACAGUAUCACAAAGGGCUUGUACAACUGAACCAGAGCAGAGCCUUUAAAAGCAGUGCAACUGGCUCAGUAUUUACUGGGAAGGCCGUGAGGGAAGCAAAAUGUGGUGAUUUUAAAGCUGUUACAGUGGAAGUAUCAGGACAAGCCCAUUACAUGGGUACAGCAAGCUUUAUAGUAGAAGAUGAUGACCCACUGAAGGAUGGAUUUCUGCUCAAGUGACUUCUUCCAUGACUUUUAAGGGCCUUUAAAAUGUUUUAAUCUUUGAGUAAUUUUUCUCUAAAUCAUGUGGAAAACAAUAUCUGAUGUUAAUACAAGUAUGCUAACUUCCAUUUUUCUAAAAUAGUACCUUGUGGCUAAAUAUAAAGUCACUGUGCUUCAUA